UAAAGUGAAAAGUGAAUCAAAAUUUAUCAUUAUAUGUAGUUACAAAAUUUCCAACAAAAAAAUAUUACAGUGACAAAAGCUUUAAUAUACAAGUUACAACUAAAUCUUAUAAAUCUUUAGUGAUUAAAGUUUUCUCUUCAAAAUAAAAACCAAGUGAGAAAAGAUUAUUUAUUGUCAUUUGGUAUUUGGUAAUAACUAACGAUAAAAGUGAAAAGAGAUACACAUAAUUUAUUAAGUGUUAAUAAUGGGUCAAGAGGAUCAAGAAUUUUUAAUACCGGAGCAUAAAAAAGGUACAACAACCUCUGUGGAAAGUCUACAUAAUACUCCUGGCACACUCGAAGCAUCGGCCAUCAAUAGUGGAUUUAGCAAAAGUUAUGGUUCUUUGACCUCCAAUGAAUCGGCAUCCGAAAAACUGACAUACUCCUGGUGUAAUCUAGAUGUAUUUGGUGAAGUUCAUCAGCCCGGAUCGAAUUGGAAGCAGCUGGUAAAUCGAGUCAAGGGAGUAUUUUGCAAUGAAAGACAUAUACCCAAGCCGCGUAAACACUUGAUCAAGAAUGUUUGUGGCGUGGCCUAUCCCGGAGAACUGUUAGCCGUUAUGGGUAGUUCGGGAGCGGGUAAAACCACUCUACUGAAUGCCUUAGCCUUUCGUUCGGCACGAGGAGUGCAAAUUUCCCCUUCCAGUGUACGCAUGCUAAAUGGUCAUCCCGUGGAUGCCAAAGAAAUGCAAGCCCGCUGUGCCUAUGUCCAACAGGAUGAUUUAUUCAUAGGCUCUCUUACGGCUCGGGAACAUUUGAUAUUUCAGGCCACUGUUCGUAUGCCACGUUCGAUGACACAAAAACAGAAAAUCCAAAGAGUGGAUCAAGUUAUACAGGAUUUAUCACUGGGUAAAUGCCAAAAUACCAUAAUUGGGGUACCCGGUCGCGUUAAGGGUCUCUCUGGAGGCGAGCGUAAACGUUUAGCUUUCGCCUCAGAGGCCCUUACCGAUCCACCGCUAUUGAUUUGUGAUGAACCCACUUCCGGUUUGGAUUCGUUUAUGGCCGCCAGUGUGGUUCAGGUGUUGAAGAAGCUGUCACAGCGUGGUAAAACUGUUAUACUAACCAUACAUCAGCCUUCAUCGGAACUGUUUGAACUGUUCGAUAAGAUUUUGUUAAUGGCCGAGGGUAGAGUUGCUUUCUUGGGCACGCCCACUGAGGCGGUGGACUUUUUUUCAUUCAUUGGCGCCCAGUGUCCUAAUAAUUAUAAUCCAGCUGAUUUCUAUGUUCAAGUCUUGGCUGUUGUACCCGGACGAGAGCUGGAGUCACGUGAUCGUAUUUCAAAAAUAUGCGACAAUUUUGCGGUGGGCAAAGUUUCUCGUGAAAUGGAACAGAAUUUCCAAAAGAUUGCUGCCAAGUCGGAUGGUUUUCAGAAGAACGAUGAAAAUGGCAUAAGUUACAAGGCUUCUUGGCUUACCCAGUUUCGAGCGAUUAUGUGGCGUUCUUGGAUUUCCACUUUAAAGGAACCGUUGCUGGUUAAAGUGCGCUUGAUACAAACUACGAUGGUUGCUGUUUUAAUCGGUUUAAUAUUCUUGAACCAGCCCAUGACCCAGGUGGGUGUAAUGAACAUCAAUGGCGCCAUAUUUCUAUUUCUCACCAAUAUGACUUUUCAAAAUGUUUUCGCUGUAAUCAAUGUCUUCACCUCUGAAUUGCCGGUAUUUAUGCGUGAAACACGCAGUCGCCUUUACCGUUGUGAUACCUAUUUUCUGGGCAAAACUAUAGCCGAAUUGCCGUUGUUCUUAGUGGUACCGUUUCUCUUUACCGCCAUCGCCUAUCCCAUGAUAGGUCUAAGACCCGGCAUACUUCAUUUCCUUAGCGCCUUGGCUUUGGUCACUUUGGUGGCCAAUGUUUCUACUUCAUUCGGUUAUUUGAUUUCUUGUGCCAGUACUUCCACUUCGAUGGCUUUAUCGGUGGGUCCUCCCGUUACUAUACCCUUUCUUUUGUUUGGUGGUUUCUUCUUGAAUUCCGGUUCAGUGCCUGUGUACUUCAAAUGGCUGUCGUAUUUCUCUUGGUUCCGUUAUGCCAACGAGGGCUUGCUAAUCAAUCAAUGGGCCGAUGUACAGCCGGGUGAAAUUACCUGCACCUCCAAAAAUACCACCUGUCCCAAUUCUGGUAAAGUUAUUUUGGAGACUUUGAGCUUUUCUGAGACGAAUUUACCAUUUGAUUAUAUGGGUUUGAUAUUGUUGAUUCUAAUAUUUCGUAUUGCUGCCUAUGUGGCUUUGAAGAUGCGCACCAAACGUAAGGAAUAGGGAGUGGGGCGAGAGCUGCUUACAUAUUUUAGAUUUAAGACAAUUUAACACAUAUUAUUGUAAAUAAAAGAAUGAUUUAAACAAUACAA
Calliphora vicina (urban bluebottle blowfly) is the source of this 2370-nucleotide messenger RNA. It is a transcript of the gene w, whose product is annotated as eye pigment precursor family transporter white. Lineage: Eukaryota; Metazoa; Arthropoda; Insecta; Diptera; Calliphoridae. Gene Ontology annotation, biological process: transmembrane transport. The record is from RefSeq and is a predicted model, not a curated record. The coding region runs from base 245 to 2281 and encodes 678 amino acids. Gene Ontology annotation, molecular function: ATP binding; ABC-type transporter activity; ATP hydrolysis activity. Gene Ontology annotation, cellular component: plasma membrane; cytoplasmic vesicle membrane. The transcript is spliced from 7 exons.